UGAAAAUAAAAGAAAGGAAAAAAAUUCAUGCUUUUCUUUUACUGUUAGUAAAGGAUCUUUCUUUCUCAUUCUCACCACCACCAUUACUACCUACUACUGAUAACUCCAUUUCUUCUUCUUAUCAGCCUUUCCGUUGUACACCUCUCACCAGAUUUCUUCAAAAACAAGUGAAGCUGUGUGAGGGUGUUUUUUCUUAGGGUUUAGAAAAAGGAAGGGAUUUUAGAUACCCAUUUGUUCAAAUUGAAGAACCUAGAAAGGAAAUCAAACCAAUUUUGCUCAUUUCUGUUGUUUAGAAGAAAUGGGGUUUGUUUGGGUAUGUUGUCGGAUGGAGCGUUUUCAAACAUGGGUUGUUGUUUGAUUUCUAUGAUCAGAGAUCUAGAAUUAGUUUCUUGUUUUUUUGUAAAGGGAUUUUCAGAGAUCUGGUCGGAGGUGGUGGAAUUUGUUAAUUCUUAAACAGUUUUAGAAGAAUGGCGAGUAUGAAUGAGGUGUUAUCAAAGAAAACAGGCCUAUUUGGUCUCAAGGUUUGGGUUGUAAUCGGACUUGGUGUAGGAUUAUCAAUCAUUAUCAUUCUAACAGUGUUAUGGGUAUGUCUAAUUUCGCGAAGAAAAACAAAGAGAGCAACUGAUAAACUCCCACUUAGCCAAAUUCCAACCGUAUCUAAGGAAAUUAAAGAAGUAAGGGUGGACAAAGCAUCGACGAAUGAGUAUGGAUCACAUGAAGGGAGCCUCAACAUUCAUGAUAAGUCUAGUGAGAAAGAAUCUGACAGGGUUCAUACGGGGAAAGCAAAUACAGCUGAUAAUCGUAGUCGUUCUGGUUCGUUUACUCAUUUGGAAAGUGGCGGUGCUGGGUCUCAAUCAGGGGAAGAUUCUGGGACUGUCACAGUUUACAAACCAUCUUCUUCUUAUCCGAUAACCGCACCUUCACCUUUAAGCGGUUUGCCUGAAUUUUCUCACCUUGGUUGGGGUCACUGGUUUACGUUAAGAGACUUGGAGCUUGCAACUGGUCGGUUCUCAAAGGAUAAUGUGCUUGGAGAGGGUGGAUAUGGAGUUGUUUAUCGUGGUAAUUUGAUUAAUGGCACUCCAGUGGCAGUUAAAAAACUCCUCAACAAUCUAGGUCAAGCGGAAAAGGAAUUUAGAGUUGAAGUUGAGGCAAUUGGACAUGUUCGACAUAAGAAUUUAGUUAGACUUCUCGGAUAUUGCGUUGAAGGUACUCACAGGAUUUUGGUUUAUGAGUAUGUCAACAAUGGAAAUCUAGAGCAAUGGCUCCACGGAGCUAUGCGUCAACAUGGAUAUCUUACUUGGGAGGCCCGAAUGAAGGUUCUCCUUGGCACUGCUAGGGCACUUGCUUACUUACACGAGGCUAUUGAACCAAAAGUUGUACACCGUGACAUCAAGUCCAGCAAUAUACUGAUCGACGACAACUUCAAUUCUAAGGUGUCAGAUUUUGGUUUGGCAAAGCUGUUGGGGGCUGGGAAAAGCCAUAUUACCACUCGAGUGAUGGGAACCUUUGGAUAUGUUGCACCGGAAUAUGCAAAUACUGGCCUCCUAAAUGAAAAGAGCGACGUCUACAGCUUUGGGGUUGUUGUCUUGGAAGCAAUCACUGGAAGGGACCCCGUGGAUUAUGGACGCCCUGCCAACGAGGUAAAUAUGGUUGAUUGGUUGAAAAUGAUGGUUGGUAGUAGGCGCUCAGAAGAAGUGGUGGAUCCAAACAUCGAGACAAAGCCAUCAACGAGGGCCCUCAAACGAGCUCUUUUAACAGCUUUGAGAUGUGUUGAUCCAGACUCAGACAAGAGACCGAAGAUGAGCCAAGUUGUUCGUAUGCUUGAGUCAGAGGAAUAUCCCAUACCUCGAGAGGAUCGAAGACAUCGAAGGAAGACUAGUAGCACAGAGAUUGAAUCUCAAAGGGAAAAUUCCGACACUGACAAAAGUGAAAGUCAAGAAUCAAGGCUGGAGAGUAGAAGAAACCAGCAAACAUAAUUUAUGACGAAUACAUAUAUAUAAACAAUUGAAGUGUUAACUCUUUUUUACAUUCUUUUGACCUGCAUUCUUGGGUCUUGCUACCUUCUCAGGUCGUACAACAGGGGUUAAGACGGGUUGUAGUUGUCAAGUAAACUUGAGGGGGAGGGUGAUCAGCCUUUUAUAUUUGGGGUUUUCUUGUGUUGUUUCUUCUUGUAGAUGUGGGAGAGUUCUAAUGUUGUGUGGAAAUUUAUGUUAUCUUUGAAGAACCGAAACCCGAUGGUGGUGUGUACAGCAGGCUUAUCAUUUAUUUUUUCCUUUUUGUAGCUCCAAGAGAAUAUAUACCGUUUUCUUUCUGUGAUUAUUAUUAAGAAAUUUAUUUGUGCAA
Papaver somniferum (opium poppy) is the source of this 2343-nucleotide messenger RNA. Its product is annotated as probable receptor-like protein kinase At5g18500. Gene Ontology annotation, biological process: protein phosphorylation. Gene Ontology annotation, molecular function: protein kinase activity; ATP binding. NCBI's taxonomy places the organism in Eukaryota, Viridiplantae, Streptophyta, Magnoliopsida, Ranunculales, Papaveraceae. The record is from RefSeq and is a predicted model, not a curated record. Bases 468 to 1976 code for a protein of 502 amino acids. The transcript has 8 exons.